Molecule: messenger RNA, 1128 nt
Organism: Saccharomyces paradoxus
Lineage: Eukaryota; Fungi; Ascomycota; Saccharomycetes; Saccharomycetales; Saccharomycetaceae
Gene: BIO2
Product: biotin synthase
Exons: 1
Coding region: 1-1128 (375 amino acids)
Biological process (GO): biotin biosynthetic process
Cellular component (GO): mitochondrion
Molecular function (GO): biotin synthase activity; 2 iron, 2 sulfur cluster binding
Source: RefSeq, a predicted model, not a curated record
AUGAUGUCAACUAUCUGCCGUCACUUCUCUACCGCUAGACCGGCCCUUACUAAAUAUGCAACCAAUGCCGCAAUUAAAUCGGCAACUGCAUCCUCAGAAGCUAGUCCUUUGGGUGCUCUACAAUAUGCAUUGUCGUUAGAAGAACCAAAACAUUCGUGGACAAAAUCGCAAUUGAAAGAAAUUUAUCACACCCCACUGCUUGAGCUUACUCAUGCAGCACAACUGCAGCACAGAAAAUGGCACGAUCCAACCAAAGUACAACUGUGCACAUUGAUGAACAUCAAAUCUGGUGGUUGUUCUGAAGACUGUAAGUACUGUGCGCAGUCUUCGAGAAACGAUACCGGGCUAAAGGCUGAGAAAAUGGUUAAAGUGGAUGAAGUGAUCAAAGAGGCAGAAGAGGCUAAGAAGAAUGGAUCGACCAGAUUUUGCCUGGGUGCUGCAUGGAGAGACAUGAAAGGUCGUAAAUCAGCCAUGAAAAGAAUUCAGGAAAUGGUCACAAAAGUGAAUGAUAUGGGGCUAGAAACAUGUGUUACUUUGGGUAUGGUUGAUCAAGACCAGGCAAAGCAAUUGAAAGAUGCAGGUUUGACCGCGUACAACCAUAACAUCGACACUUCCAGAGAGCACUACAGUAAGGUCAUCACCACGAGAACCUACGACGAUAGAUUACAGACCAUUAAGAACGUCCAAGAAUCCGGAAUAAAAGCCUGUACCGGUGGUAUCUUGGGUCUUGGUGAAAGCGAAGACGACCACAUUGGAUUCAUUUACACAUUAUCCAAUAUGUCCCCUCAUCCUGAGUCCCUACCAAUCAAUAGACUUGUUGCCAUCAAGGGGACUCCAAUGGCCGAGGAACUUGCCGACCCAAAGAGUAAGAAGUUGCAAUUCGAUGAAAUUUUGAGAACCAUCGCAACAGCGAGAAUUGUCAUGCCAAAAGCUAUUAUAAGACUUGCUGCUGGUCGUUAUACAAUGAAAGAAACAGAGCAAUUCGUCUGUUUCAUGGCCGGUUGUAACAGUAUCUUCACCGGUAAGAAAAUGCUUACAACCAUGUGUAACGGUUGGGAUGAAGACAAGGCAAUGUUGGCUAAAUGGGGAUUGCAACCUAUGGAAGCGUUCAAGUACGACAGAUCUUAA